GCCAGCUGACUGCUGCCUGCUGCCUGCUGCCUGUUCCCUGAGGAUGUAAACAGCUUAUACCCGACUUUGCGGCACAUCUUAGUAGAUAUCAACUGUGUUAUCAUGCUGCAUAGCAGACGUUACAUCCCGUCUGUUGUUAAUAACAUGGGGGUUUGAAUGUGUCCCAGCAUGGGCCUCAGAGAUGACAGGCAUCGGCUGCUGCACCUGAUGUCAUGAAGCGUCUGUGGAUAUUCCCUUGACAACCGCGGAUCGGAUACCAAUAUUCAGGAACCAUCAUGCCAAUAACACUUCUGUGGGCCGUGGACGUGUACGGCAGAGUGUACAGCCUUUCUACAGCCGGCCAGCGCUGGGAACGUGCUGAUGACUCGCUGCUAGAGCUCAAACGUGUCUCUGCAGGGAAGGGGCGCUGCUGGGGCAUCGGCUGUGACCACCAUGUUUACCUCAAUAUGAUGCCCAGUGAGACCCCGAUCCGCUACCGGGAGGAGACUUAUGAAAACCAGAGGUGGAACCCAGUGGAUGGCUUUACUGACACACUGCUGCCCACCGACCGUUGGCCGUGGAGCGAUGUGACCGGAAUGAAUCCCCAGCCACUCCACAGCUUCCAGCUGCCCUCCCGCAGCUGGGAGUGGGAGGGAGACUGGUAUGUGGAUCACACCUGUGGAGGAGAACCCAGCCAGACUGGGGGCUGGGAGUAUGCUGUUGACUUCCCAGCCAACUUCUCCCCUGACAAAAAGUGGAAUUCUUGUGUCCGUCGUAGACGGUGGAUCCGCUACAGAAGAUACAUAGCACAAGGCACUUGGGCAAAGAUCCCCUUGGACAAUCCCAGGAAACCUCCACUGCCGCUCUGUGACAUCAGCUGUGGUGGCUGGGAGAUGAGCGACCAGUCCGGAAGGUAUCCCUACCUCUGGAGUGUAUCUCAACAGGGACAGGUGUGGUUCAGAGAGGGUAUCCACCCUCGUGUGCCAGAAGGGACCAGCUGGGAAGAAGUUGAAGUGCCCAAGGAGGUGGCUCAGAUAUCAGCUGGUCCUGGAGACCUGCUGUGGGCUUUGCUCUGGGAUGGGAACCUGCUGGUGCGAACUGGCCUGAGCCUGGACAGUCCCACUGGCACGUCGUGGCUCGAGGUGGAAUCACCGGGAAAGGAAAUUGAAGCGCUUCACGUGGCUGUAGGAGUCAGUGUGGUCUGGGUGGUCACUAAGGACUACAAGGUGUGGUUCAGGCGUGGCGUGAACUCCCACAACCCCUGUGGCUCUGGCUGGAUCAGCAUCGGAGGGGAGAUGAUGAUGGUGGACGUAGGACUGAAUGACCAGGUGUGGGCGGUCGGUGAGGACCGCGGCCUGUAUUUUAGAAUAGGUGUCACCCCAUCUGAGCCAAGUGGAAAUGGCUGGAUCCCUGUUUCUGCCCAAUGGGGCAAUAGUAAAGAGGUUAUUCCGCCCAGGGAUGACUGUGAGUUCAACGGGCAGUUGACUGAGGCAUCACAGGGCUCCGUUCUGAGCUGCACUGAUUCAGACUCAGAGUUGGGUCCUGCCGACCCUCAAAACAGCACUUCUAACACCCCCAUCUUAGAAGCAGAAGCACCCUCUGUAGUCCCAUUAGGGGGCUCUGACUCACCUACGCCUCCACAGGAAAAAGAAGAUGCUCCUUUAGCCCCCCAAACGAAUGCCCCCAAGCCUUUUAUUCCUGCCAGUGACAGCUUCAUCAACAGCCUGGUGUCCGAUCGUGACAGAACCUCCACGCUGCAACCGUCCAUCACAGAGAUGCCGCAGGAAGAGCGUGAGGAGCCACCUCCGGCCCCAGUACUCCAAACCCCUGAUGCCGGAGGGCACGAUGUCCCCUGGAUGAACGUGGACCUGGAGGGGGCAGAGGCGGCUCGAGGUGCACACACGGCAGGGCCCUCAGCGGGCGAUGGCAGUGCGGCUGCCACUUAUGCCCUGGGGACUCUGGAGAGCUCUCGGGGAGUGGGGGAAGAGGAAGGACCAGUGUGGGCUUGGAUUUCCGGUGGAGGUUGCGACGUGGAUGCGAGUUCACAGAUUAGCUGGCUUAGUCCUGCAGGUCCUCUCACCACCUCUCUGUCACUGACUCCAGUCCAGUCAGCCGCCUGGAGCAAACAGCCACAGCAACAGGAACACAGAGAGGAGAUCACCAAGAAACCGCUGGAAAGAAGCAACUCGGUGUGGGUGCGUAAGGGCACACUGCGCUGGUGGAGAGACUGGAAACCUCAGCGCUGGAUCGAUGUGGGCGUUGCUCUCGAGCAGUCCACCAAGUCAGAUGGCAAAAAGGACAGCAUUUUCUUUGUUUACUACACACAGUAUGAUGAGAAAAAGUACCUUCAUGUGUUUAUAAAUGAAGUGACGGCGCUGGUUCCGGUGCUCAGGGACUGCCACUAUGCCUUUGCUGUGUACACUGCCGAAAGGACCAAACAGAGGUGGCCUCUGGUCCUGGCAGCACAAAGCGAAAAGGAUAUGAGUGAUUGGUUGUGCCUGUUGUCUGACUGUUGCUGUGAGUGUCGAGGGAUCACAGGUCUCCCGUCCAAACAGGCCCUGUGGUCCACCACAUCAAAGGGAGACAUCAUGGUCCACGAGCCGUCCCUCUCGCUGGAGGCGCCUGCGCAUGCCAUGGCCUGUGACCUCAUGUUUUGGCGCCAGAUCCACGGCCACCUGCGCUGUGUAGAGUCUAACAGUCUGGGGCUGGUGUGGGGCAUCGGGUGGGACGGCACCGCCUGGGUCUACAGUGGGCGCUGUGAGCAACAGCCCAACCCGGUUUCUGCAGGAGGUGCCGUUCAGAUGCACCAGCAGACCGACGUCAGGAGUGUGCAUGUGUAUGAGAAUCAAAGAUGGAACCCUAUGACUGGAUAUACAGACAAAGGGCUUCCCACAGACCGCCCUAUGUGGAGCGAUGAAAGCGGCCUGAAGGAGUGCAUCAAAGGCAGCACAUACCCGCCCUCCCCUCAGUGGUCCUGGGUGUCAGAGUGGGCCGUGGACUACAGCGUCCCCGGAGGAACGGACAAAGAAGGCUGGCAGUAUGCUGCAGACUUUCCCACGACAUUUCAUGGCCACAAAACCAUGAAAGACUUUGUUAGGCGCAGACGAUGGACUAGGAAGUGUAAGAUCACAUUGCAAGCUCCAUGGAAUCAGGUCCCACCCAUCCGCCUGAGUGACAUCUCACUGAUGCCAUGCCUGGCCCAGAGCAAAAUGGAGCAGGUCCCUGUCUGGGCCCUCAGUGACAAGGGAGAUGUCUUGUGUCGGUUGGGAGUCAGCCUCCAAAACCCUGCGGGCAGCUCGUGGCUCCACGUGGGCACUGACCAGCCCUUUAAGUCCAUCUCUAUCGGUGGAGCCAAUCAGGUAUGGGCCAUUGCCAAGGAUGGAGCUGUCUUCUACAGAGGAUCAGUAUCCCCACAAAACCCUGCAGGAGAGUGCUGGUACCACAUCCCCUCCCCCCUGAGACAGACCCUCAGACAGCUUUCUGUUGGGCGGACCUCUGUCUUUGCUGUGGAUGAAAACAGUAACCUGUGGUACAGACAGGGCCUCACCCCCAGCUACCCACAGGGCUCCGCCUGGGAGCUCAUCUCCAACAAUGUCACCAAGGUUUCUGUGGGGCCGCUGGACCAGGUGUGGAUCAUAGCAGACGGAGUUCCAGGUUUCCCUGCUGAGACUCCCGGAGCCGUCUGCCACAGGACGAGUGUGGGACCCAUGCAGCCCAAGGGCCUGUCCUGGGACUAUGGGAUAGGGGGAGGAUGGGAGCACACCAGUGUGAGGGGGAACUCAGCAGAGGCUCCUCGAGGCCCUCACCCUCCUCUCGCCGGACCAUCGCGCAGCCCGGUCCACCCGCAGCGUCCGACUCAAGCGAACGGCAGCGCCACAAGCGUGUAGCUCUAUCUCUGUCUCCCGUUUCCUUCUCGUCAUUUUUCCUCAGCCCUGUUUGUGCCUGGAUCUAUACACAGCAUCUCUCCUCAGACCAUUUCAACGAACUCCUAUCCCUUCGUGUAAAGGGACAUGCACAAUCACACCCAUGGGUUUGGACUGGCUGGAUUUGAAACUUGAUCGAUGGAUGAAUGUUACUCGCUGGCUUGUUUCCCGGGCAGAAAUCAGAAGUCAAUAUUCACUGAUGACAAAACAGAGAAAAAAGUAAGCGCAUGUUGUUGCUCUUACUAAGCUUUGGCUACUGGAUGUCACAGGAUCUAGCAAUAGCUUUUAAUUCUUCUCCACAGCAGCCUGAUAAAACCUAAAAAGGUGGGAUAUGAUGAAGGGCUAAGGCUUGGUUACCAAAUGAACUUCAAACAAUCCCAGAGUAGCCUAAGCUGUUAUCGGUUUGUAGACUCCUGUUUGUUUUUGUGUUUUGAGUUGCCUGUCAUGUACAUUUGAAUGUGUUAUCAUUUAUUUAUGAUGCGUUUGUUGAGUUGUGUUUCUCCGUUUACUUUGGACCAUUACAUGUUUGCAAUGGAGUGUAUUUAUGACUGGCAAAAAAAUUUGAUACAUUCACUUCGUGUGGGGAAAAAUAUAUUGCUUUUUACCGCCAGGCAAUACCUUUCUAUCCUUCUGCAAUAAAAUGAGAAGCUCUUGCUGUUGACAGAAAUCUAUAUCUAUCUAUCUAUAUCUAUAUCUAUAUCUCUAUAUAGAUAUAGAUAUACACACACAUCUAGAUAACUGCUAUGACCGUAACACUGCAGCAGGUCUGAAUGUCACCACGGCUGUACAUUGAUCUUACCGGGGCAUUGAAAUGUGAAAUAAACGUCUGGAAAUAC
Messenger RNA from Neolamprologus brichardi, 4738 nucleotides. Lineage: Eukaryota; Metazoa; Chordata; Actinopteri; Cichliformes; Cichlidae. The record is from RefSeq and is a predicted model, not a curated record.